This is a messenger RNA of Darwinula stevensoni, 524 nucleotides long. NCBI's taxonomy places the organism in Eukaryota, Metazoa, Arthropoda, Ostracoda, Podocopida, Darwinulidae. The record is from the annotation of a GenBank genome assembly.
UUUCAGGUGUUAUACUGGACAUAAUUUAAGAGAGAUUUUGAUAGAUUGACAUUUGACCAGAAGUUGUACCUGAAGAGUCCGAAAUGCCAACCAGUACGCCAUCACAGGGAGGAGAUAGCGGAGGAGCAGGGAAGGAGCGUCGAAAGAAGGAAAGCAUUCUGGAUCUGUCGAAGUACCUGGACAAGGCAAUUCGGGUGAAGUUCAGUGGAGGGCGCGAGGCCACCGGGGUCCUCAAGGGAUACGACCCCCUUCUCAAUCUUGUCCUCGACACAACAAUUGAAUACCUUCGAGAUCCAGAUGAUCCAUACCGGUUGACAGAAGACACGAGGCCAUUGGGACUAGUGGUGUGUCGGGGCACGGCCAUCGUCCUCAUCUGUCCCCUUGAUGGCACCGAGAGCAUCCCAAAUCCCUUUGUCCAACAGGAUGCAUGAUCUCUAUUCUUUCCUUAUUUCUCUCCUGUCCUGCUUUUGUAUUGGUAUGCAAGCCAAAGGAAUUAAACCUUAUGGUGCAUGUGGUAGGUCGAA